Anguilla anguilla (European eel) is the source of this 2974-nucleotide messenger RNA. RefSeq names its product transmembrane protein 45A-like. The transcript has 6 exons. The record is from RefSeq and is a predicted model, not a curated record. NCBI's taxonomy places the organism in Eukaryota, Metazoa, Chordata, Actinopteri, Anguilliformes, Anguillidae. Bases 486 to 1313 code for a protein of 275 amino acids.
UAAAUGGAAAAAACUAUACUUGGCUAUUAAUCCAAAAACAUCAGUUCACCAUACGAGUUUAGCAGAUUCUCAGCUUUGAAUAUCAUUUGUACGGGCUGAUUGUGGGUAAAGAAGACUCAAAAUAUCCAUAAAGUAUUGUGAUAUGUUGGUCUGCGCAGCGCUUACCCUAAACUGAUUCCCGUGUAUAGAAAAACUAUAUUUUGCAAGCAGAAGAAAACAGCUUAUAGUUUUAAGUGAUCUGAGUUAAAACAAUGUAUUUGAUCUCGAAAGACGUUUUUAAUGCUGCAAUGCCUGAAUCUGCGUGAAAUUGCUUAUAUUUCUUAGUGAAAUUGCGCUAGUUUUUUUUUUCCUUUCUCCUGGACUAACUUACUGAUCUCUUCAAAUACUCGACCAAAAAAGCGCGUCUCGCUGAUGAGAUCUGGAAGUUGUAUAGAUCGUCGAAAAAAACCACACCACGGACCACUGCCAAGGAGCUGUGAGGAAUCAUGGGAAAUUUCAAGGGCCAUGCCCUGCCUGGCAGCUUCUUCCUAAUUGCAGGGCUGUGGUGGGCAGGGAAAUUCUCCCUCCGCUAUGCCAGCUGUAGGAGCAGGACUGCAGGAGCCACGGCCAGCAGGGCCCUGCAGCGCCGCCUGGAGGUCAUUGAGGGGUCCGUCAUGCUGUCCUUCUCUGUCAUUGGUAUGCUGGCGGAGCAGUUUGUGGCAGAUGGACCCCACCUGCAUCUGUAUGACUAUGCCGAGCAGCGCUGGAACCACCUGAUGAACUGGCAGCAUGCCACCAUGUACCUAUUCUUCGGGCUGGCGGGCGUCGUGUCGCUGGCUGUCCACACCACUGGCGCCGCCCCCCUUGCUCUGGACCGCAUGCUGCUGGCCAUCGCCUUCUUCACUGAGGGGUUCCUCUUCCUGUAUCAUCUCCAUGGUCGAGACAUGCUGGAUGUGCACAUUCACCAGCUGCUGCUUUACGCAAUUUUCGGAGGGGCGCUGACAAGUUUCCUGGAGGUGUUCCAACGGGGAAACAUACUGCUGGAGCUUCUGCGUGCUGCACUGAGCCUGCUGCAGGGGAGCUGGUUCUGGCAGAUUGGCUUCGUGCUGUAUCCCCCCAGUGGCCGGGCAGAGUGGGACCUGAAGGACCACAACAGCAUGAUGUUCAUCACCAUGUGCUACUGCUGGCACUUGGCCUUCUCCCUGCUCACUGUGGCUGUGGUCUACUGCACUGUCUGCUGGGUUGUACGCUCUAGGUCCAAGAGGGCUCAGCCAAUGGAGAUGGGUCUUCUGAAGGCCUCCGAAAAGGAACUGGAGUCUGAGGAGGACGUGUAGUGCUGCUACGGGCAGGAAUGAUAAAACAGGGACAAGACGGUCAUGGCAUCACCUUACUGGUACAAGACAGAGAGGAUCUCCGCCUGUCACAGAGUGCGCGAUAAAACAAGAGAUUUGUGGACAUGUUCUGACUAUACUUCUGGGAUCCCUGUGGGAAUUACCAAAAAAAAAUGUUUUAGGUUUGUCUCAAGGACUUAAUAAGGAAAUAAUCAAGGGUCUUCAAGAGAAUCAUCCCAUGCAGUUGGUGCUAAGGAGAUUAUAGGAUGUGUUUCUUGUAAAAAAAAUAUUACUGGCCUUUAUUUUUUGGUUGAUCUGAACCACUUUGUUGAAAUGCGUUUGUGCUAUCAUGAGGGCUGUAUCCGUAAUUAUCUGUAGACUAAAAAAUAUUUUUGUCAAAUCCUAUCCAACAUAUGAAUCAAAACCAAAACUAGUUUCACCGUUUUACAAUUUACAUUGUUUUGAAUGGAAUGCUUGCCCAUGGAUGAAGUUACAAAGCCAUAAAACCUCAAGCCUAAGUAAAGAUUUCAUUGGCCUUUUUGAGUUCAGAUCAGAAAUGUACAGCCUCAUGCUGCCACCAUGUGGUGAAUAUUGUAGUUGUAAUUUUUUCCUUUAUGGCUGCAUAUUUUUAUUAUUAAAUUUAGGUUCAUAAUAAUAAUCAUGCAUGUAAAAAUUUGUAUUGUCAAGCAUAAAAAAUUAUCACAAAUGGGAAGAUGUGAGUUUUUUUGCGGACAUUUUAAAGGACAAGGUAUAGACAUAAUGCACAAAAUGCAUAAAUCAUUGUACUGAAAUUGAGGCAGCAUUGUACUGGAUUUGUAUCAUCUAUUGCUCUUUUAAUGAUUAAUAUGAUGGCAUUUUUAAUCCACUGCAUUUCUGAUUUCUGAAUAGCGUGUACGUGCAUGUACAGUGCGCUCCCAAAUUAUUGUGCAUGUGAUUUUUCAAAACAUAAAAUUUCUUAAUAUUAGAACUUCAUAAUGUUAAUGUUUCUCAGCUUCUUUUUCAGGGCUGAGACUGAAUGCAGUAUAUAAUGAAUCUUGAACUUGCUUGAAUAUCUGAAAUUGCUUGAAAAUGUCAUUACUCUGUCAAAGAUACUAAUGUAUUUAUGUAUGUAAAUAUGUACAGGUAGUGAUAUUUUAUGAAUUAUUUAAAUGGGUCUUUGUAGGAUAGGCUCUCGGUUAUGGUCUGUUGAAGCUGUAAGAUUUGUAGCCAUAAACACAUGGUGGAAACAGUGCUUUGUUAUUAAUGUUCUCAGGUGUCCAAUGCCUGCUGUAGCCGAUAUUACAUUUUGUAGAUCCUGGCCAUUUGGAAGACAUUCUUUUUAUAUUAAUUAUACAAAUCAUUAUUUCUGUCAAAUAUAAUUUUUCUUUGGGGAAUAUCUUGAAAUCACAAACCUUUAUGUGCAUUGUAACAGCACUAUACUGUGUCCAUAUCUUCUAUGCAUAUUAGAUGCUGCCUUUCUGAUUUUAUUUUAUUUUUAAGGGGAAAUCGCCUUUGAUACGCAGUAGAUGAAUUAAAACCAAUUAUAAGCCCAAUUGUUGGAAAAGGUCCGUUUGUUCUUUCCGAAGAUUGCUAUUAACUCUACAAAAUGCAUAUGAGAUUACAUUGUUAGGCCUAUAUCAGAGAUGUCCACAUUGGGUAAUCAAUAAAGGUCUUCUUGGAAUUUU